Molecule: messenger RNA, 2850 nt
Organism: Plasmopara halstedii
Lineage: Eukaryota; Oomycota; Peronosporomycetes; Peronosporales; Peronosporaceae
Product: Tetratricopeptide repeat
Exons: 6
Coding region: 1-2850 (949 amino acids)
Biological process (GO): snRNA 3'-end processing
Cellular component (GO): integrator complex
Molecular function (GO): protein binding
Source: RefSeq, a predicted model, not a curated record
AUGGAUAUUCCACCGACUGCACCAUCCUACGCUUGGUUUGAGUUUCUUCUUCACCCGGAAGCACUUCAAAAGCACCUGUCCACUCUUCGUCAGCAAAAAGAUCAUGAUACACAUUGCGCUACAAGUGCCAUUGAACUGGUACGCGAGUUUUUGGACCAAGCACAGCUCGUGGCAGACGAGGGCAACGUGCGCAAUAAACGCUAUAGUGCGUUGCUGCUCGUGGCUGCCCAAGUUGUAAUGCAAAUGCAGUUGUCGCUGUCUGACAUCGAAGAAGCACUACCUCUGCACUACCAGCGGCUUUUACUCGAUGGCAUCGUAGACCUUGCCGAGCAGCCAUCCAGCAGCCACAGCACUUUCAAGACCGAAACGAUUAUCAAGUCGUAUGAAGCUCAUUUGCUGCACAAGCGCUGGACGCUGCGUACGCUUAUAAACCAGUCACUAAAUGGUUUUCUGACCUGCAGCACUCGUAGCGAGGGCGAGGAGAUCUCAGCUACAUUUCAGAUGGCGCUGGGCGAUCUCAUGGCUAGUCACUUACAGAUUGCUCAGAGCAUUGAAUCUAUCUUAUUGAGCGAGGAGAAGCAAGCACUGUCAGUGAAGACACAGCUAGAGACUUGGUAUGAUCUUGGUAGAUAUUUUUUCAGCUUUACUGGAUUCGAAAAGGCCUACAGUUGUUUUAGUCGAGCUUCCGAGCUUGGGAGAAACAACGAAAAUGAUGACCAAGACAUUGGAGUAAGGGACAGCGCAAAGCUAUUUUCAGAUAUCCAGUCAAAUUUGGAAGGAUACCUUUCGGCAUGUGCAGCAGUGCUGGAGGUGCAGUCGGUCAACGAAAGUCCCGCAGUAUUGAAGACCCCAAAAAUACAAAUUGGAAUAGCCUGGGAAAGCCAAGAUUGGGACAAGGUAAUAGAAAUACUUGAAAAUGAUCUUGUAGCUUCAGAGCCUAUGAAGCUACCACAAGGCUUUCGUGCCGCGCUAGAACAACAGGCACUUAAACUUUUACGGUCUAUCAGCAACGAAACGAUGCAGACUGGCCUGCAAAUCGUAAGCCAUACCACUCGAUAUUUGUACGAACGGAUUGUAUUGGAAAAUGCAGUGACGGGUCUUCUUUUCGAAAAUGGUGAGGAUGAGGUUACCACAGUCGAGAAUUGCAUCUGUAUAGGCAUCCGUUUGCUUCAGGAUGAUUCAUUCUAUUCUAUAGUUCAAGGCGCCAGUACCGAUGAAGUCGCUAAAAAUUGUCUUACUGCACUAGCGCUUUUUGUGCUGCAGCUUAGUGAGUUUGCGACUUUAAAGGCGUCCGACGAUCGUGCAAAGAAAAGGAUCAAGCAGUUUGUCUCACAAGUGGUUCGCCACCUUCCCUGCAUUAAGGACUUAACGGGAAAUUCGGCAUAUUCAGGACAUUUUGGUAAUCUUGAUGGAAUGGAAAGCUUAGUAUCCUUAUCCUCUGCGGAAAGUCUGGACGGACAUGUGAGGUUGGAGAGGCACCAUGUUACGGCAGCUGCCAAGCAAAAGAAACACUUUCGUUUAAUGGCUGACAUGGGGAGCAUAUUUGUGUUUCCUAGCGCCUAUGAAAGGGACUCUUUUGCCGUGACGCUUCAGAAGGAACUGGUCGAACUAGCCAAAAGCGUUGACGGGGCGCAAGCAGACGAUAUGAUUAGUCGGAAUCUGAUUACAUUUUGUACGGCAAACAACUGCUGGGAUAUCUUAUCGCAAUGGUCAAAUGCAAAUGUAGUAUCAAAACAAAUGAGAUGCGACCUUAACUUUGUGGUGGCUUGCGGCGCGCUGGUUCAGUACUUGUCAUCUUUAAUGGCAUCACAUCUUUCAGCAAAUGGCACAACUGGCAGCGUUGCCUUGUUCGUAUCAAGUCUGAAGGAGAACGCCGCGUUUUCCAUCUCAGCAAGUAAUAAAUUUAUGGCUGAAAUACUGUUGAAAUGGCGCGAAUUGACAAAUACAGUUUCCACUGGUCUAUCGAAGGUCCCUGACACCGAGCAACAAAAUCACGACAGAUUUAUGGUGCUCAUGGGUUUGCCUUUGUGGGUCGUGGAGAUCCUGGUAUGCAUUUCUGCAGGGUUGCUGCACCGUGCCUAUAUGUGUAACACGUGUGACUACCGUGUAUCUUUUGACCUGAAUCCCUACGGUGAACUUGCGUAUUUGGCGGCAUUUGCACCAGAUGUAUCUUUGAUGCCAUUGGAAGCUAGUGCUGCAAGCACUGGAAGCUCGGACGAGCAGUUUGCUACUGUGCCUUUUGUGAAGCAUUUUCAAGUGGAUUUGGUAGAAUUGCAUUCAAAAGCCCUUCAAACUUUAGUCAGCCGUUGUGGCCGUGAGCCAAGAUGGCAUUGUGCUAAGGCUGAUCUACUGCUUAAUCCGCUGACAAAGCAACGUUUAGCUUCAACCUCUGAUCCUCGCGCUGCUCUUGAAAGCUAUCUAGUGGCAGCCUUGCUGGCAACUAAUUUCUUCUCAGAUAUGAUUUCCGUGGUUGAUGUAAUUGAUCAGAGCUCACUUGUCCGUUUGAGCCAAUGUCUUGUCAAGAUUGGGGCGCACGUUGCAGCCGCUGUGCUUUACCAGUGUUUUGCGCCUGAAGAGUUUAAGUACGGCCUUCGAAUUUUGCGCCUGGCUCCAGAAUGUCACGAUGAAGGCUUUUAUCAGUACUUCUGGCAGUUGCCAUUUCUUGAGUUACUGGUGGACCUGCACUCAAGAUUUAAUCACCCUAAUGAUAGACAUGUGACGUUGCUCACAAAUUUGAUUCAAUCACCCGAAUUAAAUAGCUCAAAUCCGACUCCAGUUGUGAAAGACGCCGAGCAGCGCAUUCUUCGUUGUUAUUUUCGGGAUCUUUGUCGAUUGUAUCUCUGCGAAUAA